UUCGCCUCCCGGAAAAGUUGUAAAUAAAACAAACAGCUGUUGAUAAAAACAACGUGAAAGAGAUUUUUAUCUUUCCAUGUGAUAUUAAACAAAAACAAUGGAAGAUCCUAAGACGAUAGACAAAGUUCGAGUUCUUGAACUUUUUAGUGGAAUUGGAGGAAUGCAUUACGGUCUCUUGGACUCUGGAAUCCCCUUUGAAAUUAAACUCGCCAUCGACAUCAACGACAUUGCGAACAAAGUUUACGCUCAUAAUUUUCCAUCCAGCAAAAUUGUUUCGAAAAACAUCAAGGGACUCACACCGGCUUUCAUCAACAAAUUGGGCAUCAACACAAUUUGCAUGUCGCCACCGUGUCAGCCAUUUUCUCGGAACGGUAACUUUAAGGAUUUAGAAGAUGCUCGAAGUGAUCCGUUUAACCACAUUUGCGAGAUGAUCCCUGCCUUAACGAGUGUUGAUUUCAUUUUGAUGGAAAAUGUCAUGGGCUUCGAGAAAUCUGUAGCCCACAAGAAAUAUAUUGGAGUUUUACAAGACGCUGGUUUUUCGUACGAAGAGUUUAUUAUAAGUCCAUCAGAAUUGGGAGUUCCUAAUUCGAGAAAUCGCUAUUAUUGCAUUGCGAGACGUCAUUUUGGUGAAGCUUUUAGGAAUCAGAUGAUCAGUACUGAGAAAGUAUCCGAAGAAAGACAGAAAAUUGAGGAGUUUUUGGAACAAAACAAAACUUUCGACGACUUUUACUUAUCAGAUAAAAUCCUGUCGACCCGUUUCAAGGUUUUUGACAUCGUUGACAAGGACUCCACAAAUAGCAUGUGCUUCACGAAAGCUUACACUCAUUAUCUGGAGGGCACAGGAUCAGUUUUUACCGAAAAAUCGAAGGCAGAAGUUCAAAAAGCUUUUGAGAAUUUACUUCCGAACGACGAAAAGCCUGAAGAUCCGGAGCAGAAAAGAACUAAAAUUGAUCCCUUACCUCUGUUAAAGCCUUUAAAGCUACGUUUCUUCACUCCAAGGGAAGUAGCAAACUUGAUGAGCUUCCCCUCCGAUAAGUUUUCCUUCCCUGAUACCGUGACCAAUAAACAACGAUAUCGAUUACUGGGCAAUAGCGUAAACAUCAAAGUCGUCUCUCACAUGAUAAAAUGUUUAUUUAAUAAAGUUACGUUUGACAAUCGGUAAAAAAUUAUAAAUUAUUGAGUCUUCUGUUUAAUUCGUUCAAUGGCAGCUACUUUCUGCCAUGAAAAUACCAGUAAAAAUGCAUUUACGAUGUACAAAGCCACACAAACAACACAAAGAUUCUGUAUCACAAAGUACAGUAAGUAAGCCAAAUACACGGAAAGGAAGUUCGAAGUCAAGGCCAUCCAUUUUUGAGCUCUUGCAACUUUACCACAUUUGAUAAAAGCUGUCACUAGGAAAAACGGGUAAAAAACUAACCCAAAAAGUCCAUUCGGAACAUUCAAUAUGGAAUCUUCUCCCAAUACUUUUCCAACAAUUCCAAAUCCUUUUCCAUAU
Molecule: messenger RNA, 1495 nt
Organism: Culicoides brevitarsis
Lineage: Eukaryota; Metazoa; Arthropoda; Insecta; Diptera; Ceratopogonidae
Gene: Mt2
Product: tRNA (cytosine(38)-C(5))-methyltransferase
Exons: 1
Coding region: 98-1162 (354 amino acids)
Cellular component (GO): nucleus
Molecular function (GO): methyltransferase activity
Source: RefSeq, a predicted model, not a curated record